GAGGAGUGUCCGGGGGGGGACAGCAACUUAAAAGGGGGAGGGACUGCAGCUAAGGAGACGGUCGGUGAUGCGAGCGCAAUGUAUGAGGGGAUACCUUGCCUCAGGUUUAAAAGAGCAGGAAGCUGAGUGAGAGGCUAGAGAAAGUGUCUUCGCUAGCGGGAGGUUACAGGUGGUGUCUAGGAAAGAGCUCUGAGGCUACAAGCUGUGGUUGGGAAGAGGAUCAGAGAACUGUGUGAAAGGGACAGUUUGGGAGCUAGCGUCCUGGGGCGAGGGGGGAGUUUCGAGACUUUCUGAGGUCUGGCAGAAAUGUGCCCACUGGCCCUCGGUGCAUCCCCCCUGAGGGGAGGCAUUGUAAGGGACUGUAGCAGGCUCCACUGAAUGCCAAGCCACGGAGGUCCAACUCCACGUAUGGAUCUAGGGAAUGAGAAUUCAGCCUCAGAGGCUGCCGCGAUCACAGACCUCGAUCCCAACUUCGAGCCCCAGGGCCGUCCCCGCUCCUGUACCUGGCCCCUUCCCAGACCAGAGCUCGCUACAGAGCCGCCCGAGCCGCCCGAGGUGGAGCCAGUUCUGGGAGAGAAGGUACACACGGAGGGGCGCUCAGACCCAAUCCUGUUGCCCUCCCGGCUCCCAGAGCCAGAAGGCGGCCCCCAGUCCGGGACCCUGGGGGCUGUAACAGGUCCUCGGAAGGGAGGCUCCCGCCGGAAUGCCUGGGGAAAUCAGUCAUAUGCAGAACUCAUCAGCCAGGCCAUUGAAAGCGCCCCCGAGAAGCGACUGACGCUUGCCCAGAUAUAUGAGUGGAUGGUCCGCACUGUGCCCUACUUCAAGGACAAGGGUGACAGCAACAGCUCAGCGGGAUGGAAGAAUUCAAUCCGCCACAACUUGUCCCUGCACAGCAAGUUCAUCAAGGUUCACAACGAGGCCACUGGCAAGAGCUCAUGGUGGAUGCUGAAUCCCGAGGGAGGCAAGAGCGGCAAGGCUCCCCGCCGCCGGGCGGCCUCCAUGGAUAGCAGCAGCAAGCUGCUCCGAGGCCGCAGCAAGGCCCCCAAGAAGAAACCAGCUGCGCUGCCAGCUCCACCUGAAGGUGCCAGUCCAACAAGCCCUCUUGGCCAUUUUGCCAAAUGGUCAGGCAGUCCUUGCUCUAGAAAUCGUGAGGAAGUUGAUAUGUGGACCACUUUCCGUCCACGAAGCAGUUCCAAUGCUAGCACUGUCAGCACCCGGCUGUCCCCCAUGAGGCCAGAGUCUGAGGUGCUGGCGGAGGAGGAAACACCAGCCUCAGUCAGCAGCUAUGCAGGGAGUGUCCCUCAUACCCUAAAUGAAGAUCUAGAGCUGUUAGAUGGGCUCAAUCUCUCAUCUUCCCAUUCCCUGCUAUCUCGGAAUAGUCUCUCUGGCUUCUCUUUGCAGCAUCCUGGGGUUACUGGCCCCUUACAUACCUACAAUACCUCCCUCUUUGGCCCAGCAGAGGGGCCCUUGUCAGCAGGAGAAGGGUGCUUCUCAAGCUCCCAGUCUCUGGAGGCCCUGCUCACCUCUGAUACGCCAUCACCCCCUGCUGAUGUCCUCAUGACCCAGGUAGAUCCCAUCUUGUCCCAAGCUCCAACACUUCUGUUGCUAGGGGGGAUACCUUCCUCCAGUAAGCUAGCUACAGGAGUCGGCCUAUGCCCCAAGCCCCUAGAGGCUACAGACCCCAGCGGUCUGGUUCCCUCCCUUUCUACAAUAGUACCACCUCCAGUCAUGGCGGGUGUUCCUGUCCCCAAGACCCUGGGUACUCCUGUGCUCACACCCCCUACUGAAGCUCCAAGCCAAGACAGAAUGCCUCAGGAUCUAGAUCUUGAUAUGUAUAUGGAGAACCUGGAGUGUGACAUGGAUAACAUCAUCAGUGACCUCAUGGAUGGGGGCGAGGGACUGGACUUCAACUUUGAGCCAGAUCCCUGAGCCAUGGCUGGAAGCUUUCUCCUCUGCUUCAGAGGUGGAACCAGGCUGUCCAUAUCUACUCUUUACCCUUGAGCCCCUCCCCUGGGAUUUGGUACCCUGCUUUAGAGCUAGGGUGGGGUCUGGUCACACACAGGUGUUGAGGAAAUUAUGAAGAUAAAGCUGCCCCAUAUGGGGACUAUGGGAGGGAGGGAAGUGGGAGGGCGAGAGGGAGAGGGUUUGUUCUCACUGUGCCAAUUAGGGGGUAAGGCCCCCUGUGGGAGCCAUCCUUGGCUCCCCCCAUUCCCACCCCCUAGGCCUUGUGGCAGGGACAGGCAAUGCUGUUGGAAAUGUGAAGUCACCAGUGGCCUUACCCCUGCCUUUGGGAGCAGGAUUUUUUGUAGAGUCUUAUCUCAGUUGGGCCAGGUAGGAUUGAGCCUGGGAUUUUUAUGCAGGGGCCCCUUAGGCCUGUGGUGCAGGUUUGAGGGCUAGAGGGGGAUCUGAAAGGGCCAAGACCUGAACACUGGAGUGGUUAGCCAGGCCAAAUCACCCCUUGGAAGGCUGCAGAUAACAGAAAGGCUUUUUAUAAACUUUUAAAGAAAUACAAACACAAAGAUAGAGAUUUUUAACAGUGGCAAGGUGCUUUUCUUUCUGAAGGCUUUGUCAUAGCUAUAUACAAACACUACAGACAAUACUAGGGGUGACACGGAGAAAUAGGGGAGAGAACUUAAGGCUAAUACAGAAAAGGGAAACAGAAGGAAUUGGUGGGGAGCAAGAGUGAACAAGGGCAAGAAUUUUCAUUUGAACCAGCAAAAGAUCUAUGCAGAAAUAGGUUGGAGUUUCUCCAAGGAAAAGGCUAAACCAGGUCCCCUCAUUCUGUCAACUUGUGCCUGGAAGUGGGUGCAACCAUACUCUUUAUGACCCAGUGUGGGUUAGUGCUACUGUGGGAGAGUGCAUUGAAGGCCUGGAAUUAGCUUAUCGCCUGGGAAGGGGGUGGAGUGGGAGAAGGGAAGAAGGGAAGGAUUUAGGUUAGGAAAGUUAAGUAUAGAGACCUCCCUGUUCAAGGCCUCUGACAGCUGUCCCUGCCCUUCUUCCCCUUCCCUGACUAUAAGGGUUGUGUGGAAGUAUGUGUGGUGGCAGGCAGGGGGAGGGGAGAAACAGGGAAUGGGGAACUUGGCUGAGGGUCUGGGAAAUGAGCAGGGAUGGGGAGGAAUGUGGAUCAGGCUUACUAGCACCUGCCAGGGCCAUCUGGGGCUCGCUCUUCACACCAGCCCCCAAAGCAGCCCCUUCCCCAGUUCUCUUUGCAUUGUCCCCCUCCCUUGCCCCUGUUGUGGGUUCCCGCCCCUGCUGUGGGUUCCUGUCAUUUCCUGUGUCAGUGCCUGGCCUACCCAGAUUGUAUCAUGUGCUAGAUUGGAGUGGGGAAGUGUGUCAAAUCAAUAAAUGAAUAAAUUCAAUAAAUGCCUGUAACUAGUUCUGGUUUUUGCU
Molecule: messenger RNA, 3390 nt
Organism: Loxodonta africana (African savanna elephant)
Lineage: Eukaryota; Metazoa; Chordata; Mammalia; Proboscidea; Elephantidae
Gene: FOXO4
Product: forkhead box O4
Exons: 3
Coding region: 379-1929 (516 amino acids)
Biological process (GO): regulation of transcription by RNA polymerase II
Cellular component (GO): nucleus
Molecular function (GO): RNA polymerase II cis-regulatory region sequence-specific DNA binding; DNA-binding transcription factor activity, RNA polymerase II-specific
Source: RefSeq, a predicted model, not a curated record